AGGGGAAAAUGGGGGUGGAGACGACGGGGCAGUGGUUGGAGAAGGCGUUGACGGAGCUGUGCCAGAAGAUUGAGACCGGUAUUCAAUUAGAUGGCGAAAUCAUAUCAGGUCUCGUUUCCUACUGUGAGAUGGCUCCUCCACUCGAUGCAAAGGAAUACCUUGAUAAUAUCAUUGGAGAGGAAGCUGGGAAGAGUGUAACCGAUGAGUACUUAAAACGAAGAGGUCACAGAAAUGUGUACGAUACCAGCAAAGACACUCCAACUUCCAGUUUACAUGCCUAUGUCAAACCACGUUCAGAUGAAGGUCCCUCUGUCACAUCUAAAAAAGCACAAAGAGCACCAAAAGAGGCAAAGCCUUCCACAAGUCAGGACAAUCAAUCUAAACAUGUGCCAGCUCAGUCCACAAAUGAAAAACCUGUGAAUCAAGGUAGUUCGAGAAAGAAAAAAUCUGGAAAAGUUAUUUCUCUGGCUGAGGCUGCGAAAGGAUCUAUUGUAUUUCAGAAGGGGAAGCCCUGCACAUGCCAAGCCCGCCGUCAUGGGUUGGUCAGCAAUUGUAUAUCUUGCGGAAAGAUAGUCUGUGAGCAGGAGGGCGAGGGGCCUUGCAAUUUUUGCGGUGCCCUUGUGCUGAGGGAGGGAAGCACAUAUGCUGGUUUGGAUGAAGGCCUUAUGGUUUUAACCGAUGCUGAGGCAGCUGCUGAAGCAUAUGCUAAAAGGCUAGUUGAAUAUGACCGAAAUGCAGCAGCUCGUACAACAGUUAUAGAUGACCAGAGUGACUACUACGAGAUGGAAGGAAAUACCUGGCUCUCGAAUGAGGAGAAGGAACUUCUGAGAAAGAAAAGGGAGGAGAUAGAAGAAGCUGAACGAUCCAAGCGAAGUAAAGUGGUCAUGACCUUUGAUCUGCUCGGUCGCAAGGUACUUAUGAAUGAGGAUGAAGCUUCUGAAGAAAUGCAAAACAGUAUAUUACUCCGGCCGCCUGAAAAAGAAGAUAUCCGCAUCAAACCAAAUCCACAUCUCAAAGUUCAACCAAUAUUCAUCGACCCCGGUCCUAGAAAAACUCCCAAGGAAAGAACUUUGAGCAAAGGCGUUAGCACCGGGUUGUGCUUGGAGAUAAGUGGGAGGGUACAGCAUGGACCAAAUGAACUAAAUGUUCUGUGAAGAUCUGGUGGGCUGUGUUUCAUGGAUAUCGCGCUCUGGAAGAAAUAGUCGAAGAGAAAUUAGCUGCAAGAAGCUAUAGCUGCUUUGCACUUGCUAGUUUCCCAAAGUGAACUGAAGAAAAAAGAAGGCAUGUCCCCUGUUUUCUCUGAAACUUGCUUUUUUGUAGCAUUAAGAUCUAAGCUUAUCAACUGCAAAAUUUUAUUUAAAAUUUUGAAUAUGUUUUGUCUA
This is a messenger RNA of Salvia splendens (bonfire salvia), 1382 nucleotides long. Its product is annotated as activating signal cointegrator 1. Gene Ontology annotation, molecular function: zinc ion binding. Gene Ontology annotation, biological process: rescue of stalled cytosolic ribosome; positive regulation of DNA-templated transcription. The coding region runs from base 9 to 1154 and encodes 381 amino acids. Gene Ontology annotation, cellular component: nucleus; RQC-trigger complex. NCBI's taxonomy places the organism in Eukaryota, Viridiplantae, Streptophyta, Magnoliopsida, Lamiales, Lamiaceae. The record is from RefSeq and is a predicted model, not a curated record. The transcript is spliced from 4 exons.